This is a messenger RNA of Cydia amplana, 1321 nucleotides long. RefSeq lists its product as uncharacterized. The record is from RefSeq and is a predicted model, not a curated record. The transcript has a single exon. NCBI's taxonomy places the organism in Eukaryota, Metazoa, Arthropoda, Insecta, Lepidoptera, Tortricidae. Bases 1 to 1305 code for a protein of 434 amino acids.
AUGGAACAAACGUGUGCAGGAUGCUUGGAAAUAAUCCCAAACAGAGAGUAUCUCACUUGUAUGCUGUGCAGUUGCAAAUACGACUUAAAAUGCGCUAGCAUAUCUUUUGAAAGAUUUAAAAGUUUCUAUAGCACACCGGAAUCUGAACACAGGAAAGCCUGGAAAUGUCCAUCCUGCCGCUGCAAAGAACCAAAAGGUGACAACUCAAAUACACCAGUCCGUUUGCGAGACAACGACGAAGCGUGCUAUCGUGAAACUUAUCCUGAGACAAGUAACAUCACCCUAAGGAAGAGGCCCCACCCAGCACUGAACAUAACCCCAUGCUUCGACGAGUCGAGUAUUUUAGGAGACACCCUGCACGCAGACGCCAACUCGACAACAAGCCAACAAGGUCUAUCCAUACCAUCAAAUAUAGCAGAUACAAUAACUUUAGAAAAAUUUGAAAAACUUCUAGAUAAAAAACUAGAAACCAAUAGGCAGUCGUUAAUCUCUGAGCUUAAAAUAACACUGCUCUCUGAAAUAAAUAAAGCAAUGACAGAAUUGAGAAACGAAAUAGCGCAAACAAACAAUACAAUAAAAUCAGAACAAGACAACCACAAACAAGCUAUUAGUAAAAUAAACAACACUAUUAUUUCCAUAGAAAAAGAACACAAAAAAAUAAAGACUGAAGUUGAAGAAAUAAAUAAAAUAACGGCCAUUUUCGGCCAGGCCUCUUCAAGUAACAAGGCCAUCCCUGUAAAUUGCACCCACUGCUCAGAAUAUAAAAACGAAAUCUGUCAAAAAAAACUUGUGUUAUAUGGACUUCAAGAAAAUCACUGGGAAAAUGAAUCAGAACUUUACGAUCGUAUUUUAUAUGUUUUCCAGGAUAUUCUUAAUGUAAAUUUAGUUGAAUAUAUUGAAGCCUGCACGAGGAUUGGUAGAAAAGGACAAAGAAGACCUAUAGUGAUAGAGCUCUUAAGUAAAAAGGUCACGAAAUACCUGCUGAAUAACAAAGCAUACUUCAAAAAUACGGGCGUAUGGAUUUCUGAAUUCCUCGACCAGGAAUCCCUAAAAAGUAGGCAUACUUUAAAAAAGACACUCUACAAAGCCAGACAAGAAGGACACCACGCAGUUAUAAAAAACAACAAGAUAUACAUAAAUGGAAAACUUGUAGAGCAACACGACCAGAGCCAUACAAACUUACUGAAAAGCUCUCCCCAAGAUAACAAUGCACAAAACUCUACUGACUUAACGACCAUAAACACAAAUAACACGACUCAAUCUAAAAACUGCGUUGAAAAUGUUGACCAUUUUUUUCGUAAAUAAGUUUAUAACGCUAUAC